GCGCCCGGAGCUAACGUGGGUAGGCCGGAUCUGCCCGGAGACAAGUGACGAGUCAGCCCCGUCCUGAGGCUGGGUGGGAAAACUGGUGCAAGUGGAGAGGCAGGGGGCAGGGAGAAGCGGGAGGGGUGUGCGUGACGGAGAAAACUGGACACCAGUGCUGCUCCCCAGAUUCUCAGAUCUGAUUUCCACGCUUGCUCCCGAAUAGUCUAGGCAGGCCACUUUUGGAAGUGGGCGUAUCUAGCGGGCGGGCGGCCGCUUUCGAUUUCGCUUUCCUCUAAAUGGCUGCGCUUCUCGCCAGCACCGCUCAGUGGGUUCCUGGGACUUUCCGAGAGUCCCGCCCUCGCUCUGUCCCUCAACCUCCAGGAGGGGCGGACUCAGCCGCACCCAGAGACUCCCGCCCUACGGGAGCGAGGAGAGUUUCAGGUCCGGCCCGGACCCGGCCGGCGUCAGCGCGCCCAUGGCUAGCUCUAGAUGUCCCGCUCCCCGCGGGUGCCCCUGCCUUCCCGGAGCGUCUGUCGCGUGGCUGGGGACAGUGCUGCUGCUUCUCGCCGACUGGGUGCUGCUCCGGACCGCGCUGCCCUGCGUAUGCUGCCUGCUGGUGCCCACCGCGCUGCCGCUGCUCCGGGUCUGGGCGGUGGGCCUGAGCCGUUGGGCCAUGCUGUGGCUGGGGGCCCGCGGAGUCCUCAGGGCAACGGUUGGGUCCACGAGCGAAAACGCAGGUGCUCAGGGCUGGCUGGCGGCUUUGGAGCCUUUGGCGGCGGCGCUGGGCUUGGCCCUGCCGGGACUUGCCUCGUUCCGAGAGCUGGUCUCGUGGGGAACCCCCGGGGCCGCGGACAGCACCAGGCUACUGCACUGGGGAAGUCACCCCAGCGCCUUCGUUGUCAGCUACGCGGCGGCACUGCCCGCAGCCGCCCUGUGGCACAAGCUCGGGGGCCUCUGGGUGCCCGGCAGUCGGGGAGGCUCUGGAGACCCUGUGCAUCGGCUUCUAGGCUUACUGAGUGCAGAGAUGCGCCGCCUCUCGCUGUUCCUGGUCCUGGUGGUCCUAUCCUCUAUUGGGGAGAUGGCCAUUCCAUUCUUCACGGGCCGCCUCACUGACUGUAUUCUACAAAAACGCUCAGUCGAUACCUUCACUCGAAACAUAACUCUUAUGUGCAUUCUCACCAUAGCCAGUGCAGUGCUGGAGUUCGUGGGUGACGGGAUCUAUAACACCACCAUGGGCCGCGUUCACAGCCACUUGCAGGGAGACGUGUUCCGGGCUGUCCUGCGCCAGGAAACAGAGUUUUUCCAACAGAACCAAACAGGUACCAUCACGUCUCGGGUAACAGAGGACACGUCCAACCUGAGUGGGCCUCUGAGUGAGAAUCUGAGCUUAUUUAUCUGGUACCUGGUGCGAGGCAUGUGUCUCUUGGGGAUCAUGCUCUGGGGGUCAGUGCCCCUCACCAUGGUCACCCUGGUCGCCCUGCCUCUGCUUUUGCUUCUGCCCAAGAAGCUGGGAAAAUGGCAGCAGUUGCUGGGAGCGCAGGUGCAGGAAUCUCUGGCCAAGUCCAGCCAGGUGGCCAUUGAGGCUCUGUCAGCCAUGUCUACAGUUCGAAGCUUUGCCAAUGAGGAGGGUGAAGCCCAGAAGUUUAGGGAAAAGCUGCAAGAAAUAAGGACACUCAACCAGAAGGAGGCUCUGGCCUAUGCAGUCAACUUCUGGACCACCAGUAUUUCAGGGAUGCUGCUAAAGGUGGGAAUCCUCUACAUUGGUGGGCAGCUGGUGGCCAGUGGCAGUGUAAGCAGUGGGAACCUUGUGACAUUUGUUCUCUACCAGAUGCAGUUCACCGAGGCUGUGGAGGAACUGCUGUCUACCUACCCCAGAAUACAGAAAGCUGUGGGCUCUUCAGAGAAAAUAUUUGAGUACCUGGACCGCACCCCUCGCUGCCCACCCAGUGGUCUGCUGACUCCCUUACACUUGGAGGGCCUUGUUCAGUUCCAAGAUGUCUCCUUUGCCUACCCAAACCGUCCAGACGUCUUAGUGCUGCAGGGGCUGACGUUCACCCUAUGCCCUGGGGAGGUGACGGCGCUGGUGGGACCCAAUGGUUCUGGGAAGAGCACAGUGGCUGCCCUGCUGCAGAAUCUGUACCAGCCCACUGGAGGACAGCUGCUAUUGGAUCGGAAGCCCCUUCCCCAAUAUGAGCACCGCUAUCUGCACAGGCAGGUGGCUGCAGUGGGACAAGAGCCACAGAUAUUUGGAAGAAGUCUUCAAGAAAAUAUUGCCUAUGGCCUGACCCAGAAGCCAACGAUGGAGGAAAUCACAGCUGCUGCAGUAAAGUCUGGGGCUCAUAGUUUCAUCUCUGGAUUUCCUCAGGGUUAUGACACAGAGGUAGGCGAGGCUGGGAGCCAGCUAUCAGGGGGUCAGCGACAGGCAGUGGCGCUGGCCCGAGCAUUGAUCCGGAAACCAUGUGUACUCAUCCUGGAUGAUGCCACCAGUGCCCUGGAUGCAAACAGCCAGUCACGGGUGGAGCAGCUCCUGUACGAAAGCCCUGAGCGGUGCUCUCGCUCAGUGCUUCUCAUCACCCAGCACCUCAGCCUGGUGGAGCGGGCUGACCACAUCCUCUUUCUGGAAGGAGGUGCUAUCCGGGAGAGGGGAACCCACCAGCAGCUCAUAGAAAAAAAGGGGUACUAUUGGGCCAUGGUGCAGGCUCCUGAAGAUGCUCCAGAAUGAAAGCCUUCUCAGACCUGCGCACCCGUCUCCCUCCGUUUUCUUCUCCUCGCCGUGGUGGAGAACCACAGCUGCAGAGUAGGCAGCUGCUUCUAGGAGGAGUUACCUGAAAUUUCCCGAGUGUUUACUUCCUUUCCAAGCUCCUCUUGAUAAUGCAGACUUCCUAGAAGGCAAACACAGGAUUUGUAAUUCCUUAGCGUAACUGGGUGUAGAGCCAGGGUUGGUGCUUGGUGUGGCCAGCACACUGAAAAUCGAGAAAUGUUCAGAUUGUACAGAGAGAAAAUCAGCUAUUUUCAAUAUGACUGAAGACAUAUGCUGGCCAAUAAACGCCCUGUAGAUUCUUGAUAUUUAUAAUAAAAUUGGUGUUUUGUA
Saimiri boliviensis boliviensis (Bolivian squirrel monkey) is the source of this 3073-nucleotide messenger RNA. It is a transcript of the gene TAP1, whose product is annotated as transporter 1, ATP binding cassette subfamily B member. The record is from RefSeq and is a predicted model, not a curated record. Gene Ontology annotation, biological process: transmembrane transport; peptide transport. Gene Ontology annotation, cellular component: membrane. Gene Ontology annotation, molecular function: ATP binding; ABC-type oligopeptide transporter activity; ATP hydrolysis activity. NCBI's taxonomy places the organism in Eukaryota, Metazoa, Chordata, Mammalia, Primates, Cebidae.